CCAAUGGCUGCUCUCUGGUUCGUCUUCCUCCUUCCACUCAUCACAUUCGGCCAAUCUCAGUCCACAAGUGGAAUCAACCAAACUGAUCUGCAGGCAGCCAUGGCUGACAUGAGAGCAAGGUCUUACCAUGGAUUUGUAAUCCUCUUGAAAAUCCUUAACAGCAUGCCAAACUCCCUGCAAACCUCUGAUCUAACGUUUCUCAUGCCAAAUGAUGAAGAAUUAUCCCAAUUCUCAAUUACUCCAGACCAUCUCCAAGAUUUCAUACUCAGCCAUUCUAUUCCAACCCCAUUAGUCAUCAAUCAAUUGCUACGUUUUCCAAAUGGCUCUCUGGUCCCUUCUAGCGUUCCAAACAGGAUGAUCAGCAUAACCAACAGCAGGAGAUCAGGAAUGUUUCUGAACAAUGCAAGGAUUAUCACACCCAAUGUGUGCAUCAGCUCUUCCAUAAGGUGCCAUGGAAUCAGUGCUGCUUUAGAAUUUGGCCACAUAAUUCCAAAUCACCAAGCUUUGGGUUUUAAGGAUUCUGCAAAGAAAAGUAACAUACCAAAACCAACCUCCUCUGUCAAACACAAGAGCAUCCCACCUUCCAAAUAA
This is a messenger RNA of Neltuma alba, 591 nucleotides long. RefSeq names its product fasciclin-like arabinogalactan protein 19. The transcript has a single exon. NCBI's taxonomy places the organism in Eukaryota, Viridiplantae, Streptophyta, Magnoliopsida, Fabales, Fabaceae. The record is from RefSeq and is a predicted model, not a curated record. The coding region runs from base 4 to 591 and encodes 195 amino acids.